This is a messenger RNA of Corylus avellana, 453 nucleotides long. The record is from RefSeq and is a predicted model, not a curated record. NCBI's taxonomy places the organism in Eukaryota, Viridiplantae, Streptophyta, Magnoliopsida, Fagales, Betulaceae.
AUGUCUCUUCAUUUGCACCAACCAUGUGGGUUUUUGACGAACAAUCUAUUCAGGGAAAAGUCAAGGAUUACCCUGUCAAUCAAGCAGUUAGAGGAAGAUCCACUUCUAGAAACUUUGGACAAGGUUAUACCUCAGGAUGCCUCUACUAUUCCUGAUUCUUUGAGCAAUAGCGACAUCAGUACUAUUGAACCGCUUCCAGGGCUUGAAUCGAUAUUUGAAGAGCUACUACAGGAAGAUGGCAUAGAUGAUGUAAGAAUCAUUAGACAAGGGUUUGAGAAACGGGUGGUUUCACAAGAUCUGCAGCUUUGGCUUUCAAAUGCACCACCCACUAACCAGAAAUUCACUCUCCUUGCCCGUGCUGGAAGGCAGGUGCAGGAAAUACAUCUGAGAACGUCGCUUGAUCAGGAAGGAAUCAAAAAGGCAUUGCAGCGAGCAUUAGAACGUGUCCCAUAA